Selaginella moellendorffii is the source of this 2957-nucleotide messenger RNA. Its product is annotated as pentatricopeptide repeat-containing protein At1g11290, chloroplastic. Gene Ontology annotation, molecular function: protein binding; RNA binding. NCBI's taxonomy places the organism in Eukaryota, Viridiplantae, Streptophyta, Lycopodiopsida, Selaginellales, Selaginellaceae. The record is from RefSeq and is a predicted model, not a curated record. The transcript is spliced from 6 exons. Bases 1069 to 2511 code for a protein of 480 amino acids. Gene Ontology annotation, biological process: RNA modification.
GGCUAGGGUUUAUGGAUCGCGGUGAUGUUGUUCCGCCAAAUCCCGUGGCGAUCGCGAAGAAAUCUUCGAGCCGCUUCCAAGUACGCGCGCGAUUGCUCUACAUUGGCUGGAGCUCAAGAACCUCCUCCUGUUCUUCGACUUGGAUCACUAUCUUCCUCGCAUUCUCUGUCAGAUCAAGAUAUUUCCAAGAACGAGGCUAGAAUCAACCAAGACGAGAUUGAGAAUCUCCACUCCCAGCAACAAAGCGCGAUUACGAGCAGGGCUCGAUUGGAGGAGCUUGUAGAGCAGCUGGAAAUCGAGCAGAAGAAGAGAUACGUCGCGGACGUCGAGUACGUGCGUCUCCUCCAGGCAUGUCCCAAGCUCAAAGCUUUGGACAUUGCUCGACGCCUCCACUCACAGAUCGUGAGAGCGUCGCUGGACAACCGCGUCUUCCUCGGCAACCAUCUCAUCCACACCUAUGGGAAAUGCCACAGCCUGGACGAUGCAUGGGAAACUUUCGAGCGCAUGAGCUACAAGAACGUUUACACAUGGACUGCGAUCAUCGGGGCAAAUGCUGCUGGAGGGUGUGAAACCAGACAACAUCACGCUGCUCGCGGCGCUCACGUCCUGUGAGACCUCGCAAGCUCUCCCCGCCGCAUGUAUGGGAGCUGCGGGAGCGUCGACGAUGCCAAGAGAGUUUUCGAUGCAAUGCCGGCCAGGAAUGUCAUCACCUGGACUGCGAUGAUCGGGGCUCAUGCCGAGACCAGUCUCGAGCAAGCUUUCAAGGUGUUCCGGCUGAUGGAGCUCGAGGGGUUUAAGUCCAACUUCGUGACGUACGUGACGCUCGUCCAGGCUUGCUCCAAACCGGAGUUUCUAGAGAUGCGGACGGCUGGAGGACGCGCGCGCCAUCUUUUCCAGCAUGGUGGAGCGAGAUAUAAUCGCCUGGAACGCUCUCAUUACGGAGUAUGGCCAGCACGGGCAUGUCGAGGAGGCUGUGCUGCUCUACCAGCUUAUGCUACAAGAGGGCUGUAAGCCAGACAAGAGAGCGGAGUGUCCAUCAACAUCGCUCUGGGGACAGCGCUUGUGGCGAUGUACUCCAAGUGCGAGAGCCUGGAAGAUACACGCUGGCUGUUCGAGAAAAUGCCGCAGCGCAACGUGAUCUCCUGGAACGUCAUGGUGACAGCGUAUGCCAAGCACGGUCUGGGAAGGAAAGCAGUGCAAAUCACGGAGUACAUGCAGCUCGAUGGUGUAAAGCCGGACAACGUUACGUGUGUUGGUCUUCUAAACGUAUGCACCGGCUCGGCCGAUCUCAAGCUGGGAAGAAAGGUACACGGCUGGAUAGCGGAAGGCAGGUGCGAGGCGGACUUAAUCCUGUGGAACUCACUCCUAAACAUGUACGGCAGGUGUGGAGAAGUGGAACAAGCGGAGAUGGUCUUCGACGGGAUCCUCCAGCGUAAUGUCAUCAGCUGGACGGCAAUGCUCACGGCGUACUCGCGGCAGAACAGGCAAGACAUGGCGCUGCUCCUCUUCCACGCCAUCCAUCUCAGCGGGGUGAAGCCGACGUGCAUCACCUUUCUUGAGGCGCUGGACGCGUGUGUCGGUGCGGAGGCCCUGGGCAAAGGGAGGCUGGUCCACUCCUGUGCUGUUCAGAGCGGGAACGACACCGACGUGUCGCUGGGGAGUGCCUUGGUUGCCAUGUACGGAAGGUGUGGCUCGAUCCGAGACGCAAAGGCAUGCUUCGACGACACAGAAGUUCGGAAGAAUCACGUAACUUGGUCGGCAAUGAUUGCGGCAUUCGUCCAGCACGGGCAAGACAGGGAAGGACUCCAGCACUUGCGGUUCAUGCAGCAGCAAGGACUAGACAUGUCCCCGGCAACGUUUGCAUCGACUCUAAGUGCAUGCUCCAACCUCGCCGACCUCCGAGAAGGCAAACGAAUCCACUCAUACGUGAGAGAGAGAAGAUUCGACACCGAGGCUGCCACCGUCACGAAUUCGCUCGUCACCAUGUAUGGAAAGUGCGGCAGCCUGGACUGUGCGAGAGAGGUCUUCGAGACGUCCCGUCGGCAGGACAUCAUCUGCUGGAACGCCAUCAUCUCGGGGUAUGCUCAGCACGGCCAGACCAGAGACGCCGUGGAACUUUUCCACCGGAUGCAACAGGAAGGCGUAACUCCCGACCCCGUCACCUUCGUCUGCAUCUUGAGCGUCUGUAGCCACGGGGGCUUGCUCGACGAGGGCGUCUACGCGUACGCGAGCAUGGUCGAGCUGGGCCUCGAGCCAACGCAGGACAACUACGCUUGCGUCAUAGAUCUCCUGGGACGAGCAGGGAAGCUGCAAGAGGCCGAGGAGUUUAUACAGUCGCUCGGCACCCGGCCAGCGAUCGAGACGCUCACUUCGCUGCUGAGCUCUUGCAAGAGCCACGGCGAUGUACAGCGCGGGAGGCGAGCGGCAGAGGGGAUUAUGGAGAUGGAUCCCAGGAGCUCCUCGGCUCACGUUGUGCUGUCGAGCAUUUACUCCGCAGACCCCGAAGAGUAGAACUACAACUUACAAGCAACGGUCAUCAACACGUAGCUCGGCAGAGCAAGCUCGGCUUCACCAACUUCUAACUGUUCGGUGUUAUGAGGUCGGUGUCGUGGAGUUCGUUCGCUCGCUCUCAUUCAUUUAUCAGUGUUUCAAGCCACAGUGAUGUGAUUUCGUUCGUUUUGUUGUGGAUGGCAGGCUGCAAGUUUAUGAACAACGAACGAUCCAAGAAUGCCGAAGAAGAGGACGGCAUGACAUUACGCUUGCAAAGGCGAGAAGACUUUUAACUCGGCUGCUGGAAGCGAGCUGCCAAGGUCACGAGUUGAAAGUGGAGAUGGUGGACACGAAGAAGAAAGAAAGAGACUGUUGGAAGAAAAGAAUCGCAAGGUCAGUGGCGCAAUUAUCAGCAGUCGUUCGUUCAUUUCAUGUGCAGCGCCAUUAAGUAGCAAAAGUUCAAACCA